Pezoporus occidentalis (night parrot) is the source of this 1834-nucleotide messenger RNA. RefSeq lists its product as uncharacterized. Gene Ontology annotation, cellular component: cell surface. The transcript is spliced from 6 exons. Gene Ontology annotation, molecular function: signaling receptor activity. Bases 133 to 1467 code for a protein of 444 amino acids. NCBI's taxonomy places the organism in Eukaryota, Metazoa, Chordata, Aves, Psittaciformes, Psittacidae. The record is from RefSeq and is a predicted model, not a curated record.
UGAAAGCAAGAGCUCAGGCACUUCCUCCACCAGCAUCACUGUGAUGCAGGAGGGCUCACAAGACAGACACUUCUGAACAGGACACGUUGGGCAGCCCCCAGCGAUGCCCCUUCCCUGGGUUUGAGGACAGCCAUGGAGCUGAGAGCUCUCCUCCUGCUGCUGCUCUGCUUCCCAGGUUUUCAGGCCCAAAUACUUAGGACUGAGGAGACACGCUCAGAAGGCAGCAGUCUGUACAUCCAGUGUCCUUACACAGCACAGACUACCCACCAGCAGCAGAAAGCCUGGUGCCGCCUCAGAAACAGACAGUGUGAGCCCUUAGUGGUGACAAAAGAAUACUCACACACAAACUGGGCCACAAAGGGGAGAGUCGCAUUAAAGGACAACCCCACAGAGAGAACUGUGUCUGUCACCAUGACUGAACUCCAGGCAGAGGACUCGGGCACGUACUUCUGUGCUUACUACUCCUACGGGUAUCAUCAACUAAGGAUGAUCUCACUGUUUGUUUUCAAGGAGCUGCACAAGUGGGAGUUGGACAGUGUCUCUGUGCAGUGCCUGCCCAGCACCCUGAACUACAGCUUGGGGACAAAAGUUUGGUGUCGAAGAGAAGAUGAGACUUUGUGUAGUGUCAUAGUGAGGACAGACUACUCUUCAACACAGCAUAACAGCAAAGCUCUGGAAGACCGAACAUUGAUCCAGGAUGACACCCAGAAAAGGACUGUCACAAUCACCAUGCAGAAGCUGCAGGCUGAGGACUCCGGCAUGUACUGGUGUGCACUCUACAGAAGGUCUUAUCUCACCUGGCUCACGGAGGUCAGGCUCUCUGUGUUCAAGAGGACCAAACAAUACACAGCCAAGGAAUCAGGCGAUGUCUCUGUCCAGUGUCCAUACAGUGCCCCAGAGUACAGGGCUGUGAGCAAAGCCUGGUGUAAAGAGGGAGCAAGGAAAUCAUGUACAGUGCUGGUCACCACCAACAGCCUGGAGUACCAGAGGACACCUCAGCAAGGCAGAGUCAGGAUCCAGGACGACACGGAGCAGGGGAUUGUCACUGUCACCAUGGAGAGACUGCAGGCGCAGGACACCGGUGUGUACUGGUGUGCACUUUACGAACAUGCUCAUCUCUUCCGAAUGCUGGAGGUCACACUUAAUGUUUCUGAGGUACUGGCUGGAACAACUUUGCCAGGAGCUGCAAGCACAAGUCAAGCAACCCCUGCUGCCAACAGCCCAGCCCCGAGCUUGAUAAUGGGCUGCAACAGCAUCACGCUGUGCUACUGUCUAACACUGGUAACUCCUUUGCUCUCCUGGCUUCAGCUCAAAUGGAAACACCUUCAUCCUGCUGUCUGGGAUCCUGAGCAUCCUGUUCCUCCUGGCACUCAUCAGCUUGGUAACACUGUAUGUCAGGCGCUGCAAGCAGCUGAACGCAACAGGUAUGUGGAGUCUGGUAAUGCCUUGUGUUCUAGUCUGGACUAAGCAGGGCCUUUCCUGGCCAUCUCUCUUCCACUCCGGGCGAGCUUAUUCCCAACUCACAGUCCCCUGGAGAAGAUGAGGCAGCUGCUGCCUGGGAAGCCUCAAGGCAGGCUCUUUGCUGUGAGCUCCUCUGACAAUAAGACAAACCCAUGCUCCUCCAGACUCUGCACAUGACACUUCCUAACAUGACAGAGAAGUAAAGUGGGAGCAAUGUGGUAGAUGGGUCCCACGGGUACCCCCAUUGCUUCUAUCUCUGGGCAAUCCCACAGCCUUCCCUCAAACUCCUGAAGCUUAGGCAAUGCCCAGGCAUUUCAUGGACUUCUCUACUUUUACAAUCUCUGAUUUUAGCUCAUUCCAAAGGGAACAGAGA